ACAAAUGUUGAUUUUACACCUCGAGAUCACAACUUCUGCCAGCAUCACUGAUCUAACCAGUUAAUAUUUCGUACUGAUUCAUGGUUUUUGUUAACGUACAUUUCACAGCGUGCCACGUGCACACAAACAUUUUCUGCCACGAGCAGUAGACGCACACACUACAAACAAAACAAACCAACUAGGCAUUACGUGAACACAAAUACACGGAAUACAUUUAAACCCCAAGGUUUUAACAGUAUAGCAUGGGUUCAAACCACAAAAAUCAUAUUCUUGCUAUUUUUUUUGUCUUUUUCAUAAACAUCACAAAACAAGACUUACACGUAAACCGUUAUUGGAUAUUUACGUAACUGUUUUGGAAAAUAAUAAUAUAUUAUUGCAUGACUUUAUGAAACUGGGCUCAUAUAUUGAGUAUUAAAGAGUGGUUUCAUAGUUUGAGAUUCACUGCAUAUUAUGCGGUUUAUGUGCAAUAGGCAAAAGUGUGCCUAGACGAAUCGGCGCAGUUUCCACAGAUUUUAAAGGUGAAAUGUGUCAGCUCACCAUCUGUUGUUUGCGGGAGUGUGACCUCACACCUUCACCAUCACGCGUGUCAGACCCCGGGCGUGAACAAACCGUUUGGCACGAGCGCGCUCGUGCGUGUAUAUAAAGGCUCGAGGCUUCAGUCUGAGCAUCACUCGAACAGAAAUCAACAAGGAUUUACUUCUUCAGCUCUGCCUUAUCUUUUCACGGACACUAUGGAGCGAAUCGCUUUUACAAACGGAUUAAAUUCUGCCACAAACUCACAGGACGCGACGCAGCCAUGGAGACCCUGGACGCGUCGAGCGCGUCAUGAACGCAAAGCUGCGACUUACUCGCCUUAUAAGAAACCAGCAUUGACAACAACUGAUGAUCAACAAUGUACCAUCAUGACACAUCCUGUAAAGUUAUUCUGGCCCAAAUCUCAGUGCUUUGAUUAUUUGUACCGGGACGCAGAGAUUCUCCUGCAGAAUUAUCCGGUUCAGGCCACAAUCUGCCUCUAUGAGGAUUCAGACAGCGAUGAUGAUGAUGACAGUGAUGAAGAAGAUGAGAAAGAACUCAACUGACCAUCAUCGUUCAACACAACUUUAUUUAUAGACUCUAAUCCUCCUCUCACUUCUAAUCUGUUUUGUGUAUAAAGCUGUACAUAUGUAUAAAAUAUACUUAUAGUCUUUUAAAUAUAUAUAGUUUUCUCUGAAAAUCAAUGUAAAUUAUGUCUAGUAUUUAUAAUAAAUUAUUUUAUUGUUAAUUGUAACUUAUAUUGUAACUGUAACUUUAUUUUCUUAAAAUAAACAUUUAAAAAAUUUAA
Molecule: messenger RNA, 1321 nt
Organism: Paramisgurnus dabryanus
Lineage: Eukaryota; Metazoa; Chordata; Actinopteri; Cypriniformes; Cobitidae
Gene: ripply2
Product: ripply transcriptional repressor 2
Biological process (GO): embryonic pattern specification; negative regulation of transcription by RNA polymerase II
Cellular component (GO): nucleus
Source: RefSeq, a predicted model, not a curated record